UUCUUGUCCUAAAGAGCUCCUUCGCCUCUGGUACAGCUGCGACAACAACAACAACAACUACUACUACUACUACUACUCUCACUUUUACCUCUACUACCAUAUAAACCGUUUCGAAUCUCCUCCUCCUCCUCCUUCUCCUCUUCUUCCUCCUCCUCUUACUCCUCCUCCUGAAGUAUGGUGUAAAGUGACUCUUCUCAUGAUGGGCUUCGUCAGACUCAUGCCAGCGCAGGUGAGGCGGGCCAGCGUACGCACCUGUCUCAAUGCCCAACACGCCGCCCUCUCCGCUGCUCUCUUCACUAUCUGCUCGUCCGUGGUGGUGGUGCUUGUGUACAUCUGGCGUCUGGUGUUGAACGCGAGGCACCCGGAACACCUCAGUGACGUGUAUUAUGGUGUGCAAAUCUCGUACCUGUCAACGCUGGGCACUCACGUCACCCUCAUCGCCCUCACCUCAGUCCUCUUCAUCGGCAUUCAGCAGGAGCGGUGUGGCCUCAUCACGCCCUGGGUAGUGGCUAACAUCGCUUUUAUGGCCCUCGAGGCGGUCUGCUGCAUGUACUCCAACGUGCUGAGGGACCAUGUCAAUAAGAAGUUCGACGCUGUGUGCCGCGCCGAGGUUUCUUUCUUCCUCUUCAGAGUGGCUAUCAACGUCAUGGGUCUAUGGGCCGUCAUGCGCUUCGUCAGGAACCUCAGGGCUGGCAUCACCUACAAGGACCCCGAGGCCAUCCACCUCUGAGGGGUCAUGGUUCAACAGAGGUCAAGACGAGGUCACACGAGUCAAGAGGAGACUACUGAGCUCUAGCGGGUCGAGGAUCAAGUGCAUGGGUCAAUAAAUCAAAGUCGAAAAUGAUGAGGCCAGGUCAUGUAAUUCAGAGGUCAUAGGAGUCAGGUCAAGCGAAGUUAAGGGAAUGAUCAAAAGAGAUCAAACGAGUAUUAAAGGUCAAUAGGUCAAAGUUACGGGGAGGUAAAGGUCAUAAGUCAAAGAAGAGGUCACAGGUCAAGAGAAGGUUCAAAGGUCAAAGGUGAAAGGUCAAGAACGAUGUAAAGGUCACGUUACAACUGCAGGGUCAUUAUCCUUUUUUUUUUUACACUAAUCCCUCUUUUAUCGCGUUGUUUCCCUCUUUUCCUCUCAGGCCGGCUUACAAACAUUCUUUUAAAAACUUUCUUUGUACCUGACUUCCUCCUUUUAUUUCACUUUAUCACCCUUGUCAUUGUAAACUCACGAACAUAUGGAACAGUGAACCAGCUAACAACUUAUCUUCUUAUUUGGCUUCCUCCUUUUCUUUCCCUUUAUCAUCUAUGCCAAUGUAAACUUUCGAACAUAUGGAACAGUUAACCAGCUAGCAACUUCUCUUUCAUAUCUGGCUUCCUUCCUUCCUUUCCCUUCCUCAACUAGGCUAUCAAAACCAACACCCAUGAACCUCCCCUUAUAAUGUCUGACCUCCUUUUCUUUCCCUUCCUCAACUACGCUAUCUAAAUUAACGAGCACUACGAAACGGCCAACAACUUAUAAUAAUGUCUGGGUUAUAUCCCUUUCUUUCCCUACCUCAACUUACAUAUCAUAGGCUAUCUAAGCUAACAAAUACAUAGGAACCAGCUAACACCUUCCCUUAAUGUCUGGCUUCUUCCAUUUUUUCCCCUUCCUCAACUAGGCUGUCUAAACUAACAAACCAGCUAACAUCUUCCUUUCGAUUUUGGGUUCCUCCAUUUCUUCCCCUUCCUCAACUAUAGGCUAUCUAAACUAACAAACACUACGAACUAUGUAUUUUAUAGUGCACACACAUUAGACAAUCACUUGCAGCCGACACUAACCUUUAUAGACAGCAUGUGGCCAAACCAGACGAGGAAUCUUGCCGGGGAAGUAAUUUAACACCUGGUUGCCUUUCCAUUGUUUGCAAGUGCUUCCGCUGACUCGCAAUGGCCUCUGCAAUUAAGGGAGAAAAUAUUAUUACAGUCCUGUUCCUUGGCAGAUCAAUAUCAAAUGGUUCUUAUACUCAGGGGGAGGAGAACGUGUCUCACAAACCUUCAUAUAUCAUUAAUGUUUAGAUUCAAAAUAAGAGUUGUGCAAUAAAAUUAGUAGUUAUAUAAACCAAGUGAAUGUGACUGUGGUCGUGUAUGGCAAAAACAGUUGUUGAUGUCUGUAUUGUAGCUAUUAACAUGGUGGCAUUUACGACAUAAUAAACUUAAUACUAU
Eriocheir sinensis (Chinese mitten crab) is the source of this 2187-nucleotide messenger RNA. RefSeq lists its product as uncharacterized. The record is from RefSeq and is a predicted model, not a curated record. The transcript is spliced from 7 exons. The coding region runs from base 197 to 730 and encodes 177 amino acids. Lineage: Eukaryota; Metazoa; Arthropoda; Malacostraca; Decapoda; Varunidae.